Messenger RNA from Esox lucius (northern pike), 3966 nucleotides. It is a transcript of the gene mpped1, whose product is annotated as metallophosphoesterase domain containing 1. NCBI's taxonomy places the organism in Eukaryota, Metazoa, Chordata, Actinopteri, Esociformes, Esocidae. The record is from RefSeq and is a predicted model, not a curated record. Bases 647 to 1579 code for a protein of 310 amino acids. Gene Ontology annotation, molecular function: hydrolase activity. The transcript has 7 exons.
UUGGUAUUGUCCAUAAAACAGGCUUGUCAGACAUCAAUUGUUAACUGCUCAGACACCUCCCCCUUUGCAUUUUGCUGUUCAUCCAGCAGUAGGCGACGAAAGAAUACAGACCAAAUCAGAGAGAUUUGGAAAGAUCCAGAGCUAGAACACAUUCCCCACAAGGCGGGAGAUCUCCGCGAGAGUCGAAGCGCAAACCAGAACACCACGCGGUACACGUUCAAACAGACCAGCGCGACUCACCAGCUGCUGUCUCCCUCCACUGUUCACUACAUCACGAGAUCAACCGGACCAUCGGUUCAUCCAGUUCCAGAAAGGCUCAUCUCACCAGAACUGGGGAAACACAGGAGCAACAGGGAGAUACCGAACUGGAGGUGGAUAUGCUUGGUCAGUGGCCCAGCAGAGUGUCAUCAAGGUGGGUCGAGCUGUGAGGACAGUGGGCCUCUCUCUGGUGGGUCAACCCGCAACGCUGUCUGCUCCAGCAGCCUUCGCUCCCAGUCCCAACUACUGUGUUUGCCAGGUCCAGGCCGCUUCCAUCCAAGGCAAGACCACGUCUCUCCCAGGCCAGCUAAGAGUGGGUUAGCCUCAGCCCAAUAUACCUGUUCUCCCAGCCCAGCCCAGAAGCAGCUCCACUGUAGAUUCCAGGAGCAUGGCCUUCACCCUGUCGGAAAUAAUGGCAGCACGGCGGCAGCAGCAGUCCCAGGCCCAGCGGACAGCAGGCAGGGCCGCAGUAGAGGUGGAUGAGUACAGCACCAAUCCCACCCAGGCCUUCACCUUCUACAACAUCAACCAGGGACGCUUCCAGCCCCCGCAUGUUCACAUGGUGGACCCCCUUCCCCAUGACACUCCAAAACCGCCGGGUUACACUCGUUUUGUAUGUAUCUCAGAUACUCAUUCCCGUACGGAUGCCAUACAGAUGCCCUAUGGAGACGUGUUCAUCCACGCUGGUGACUUCACUGAGCUGGGUCUGCCUUCGGAGGUCAAGAAGUUCAAUGAUUGGCUAGGUACCCUGCCCUACGACAUAAAGAUAGUGAUAGCGGGGAACCACGAGUUGACAUUUGACCAGGAGUUCAUGGCUGAUCUGAUCAAACAGGACUUUUACUACUUCCCAUCGGCCUCCAAGCUGAAACCGGAGAACUAUGAGAAUGUGCAGUCAUUGCUCACCAACUGCAUCUACCUGCAAGACUCUGAGGUCACCGUGAGGGGCUUUCGUAUCUACGGCUCCCCCUGGCAGCCUUGGUACUAUGGUUGGGGGUUCAACUUGCCAAGAGGUCAGGCUCUACUGGACAAGUGGAACCAGAUUCCAGACUCCACCGACAUACUGGUCACACACUGCCCCCCACUGGGUUUUCUCGACUGGGUCCCAAAGAAGAUGCAACGUGUGGGCUGCAUGGAACUUCUUAACACUGUCCAGAGGAGAGUGCAGCCCAAAUUACAUGUGUUCGGACACAUCCACGAAGGUUAUGGCAUGAUGACGGAUGGCACCACCACAUUUAUCAAUGCCUCUGCGUGCACCGUCAACUUCCAGCCCAUGAACCCGCCAAUCGUCUUCGACCUGCCCAAUCCCACAAGGAGCACAUGACUAGAGAAGCCCCGUCUGCCAGCGCCCCACUCCAAUCAGGAGCCUAUUGGUGGGAAGGCAGGCAGGUAGGUGAGGUUGCAGGUGCGGUGGAGAGCUGUAUAUAUCCAAAGCGUUAACAUAUGCUGUGUGUGUAGGACAACAAACACAUGCUCGAGUCUCUUACGGACAAUUAAGUAUGUUAAGAGACAGGCGCAGUGACCAAUCAUCCUUUGGCAUUCCUGCUGAUGUGAUUUUUAUGUACUGUUGUUCCUUUAUCUAGACACAAGCUCGUGCAAAUGGAAAGUAGGACAAAAGGUGUGCUGGGGAAACCAUCAAAUGCCUCAACGUGUCAGCAUUACUCUGUGAAUCUACUGUUUGCCUUCUUGUCAACUGACAACUUUACAUUAUUAUCAGUCAGGGGAGAGGAUGGGGGCGCCAACGGAUUGGAUCCACCCACUUGUUUUUCUCUUAAGUCAAUGAUGGUCAUUCCACCUGAAGGCAUGAAACAUAUUUACUACUGGACUGGACCCUGUUAUUCUCUCUUUGAGGAUACUGCUUAACGAACCAGUGGAUGUUUGUCGUUGCUCGUGUUAGGAGAAAACCUGGUCUACCUACCAAUGGAGACAUUCCCUGAAUACGACUGCAGAGUUGUGACACACCUGACAGACCAGACCUCACCAUCACUUCACCCAUGCCGCACCCCAAUGGGUGAUAGAGAAUGUACUUUCCAAUACAUAAAUAUGUCAGUUCCGGUACUGUAAAUUUAAAUGCUGGUUUCCCAUCAUAUCUCUUUUUUUCUCUCUCACACCUAUUUUCUCUGUCUGGCCCUCUCUCAGAUCAAGAACACACUGGUGUGUGUGUUAUGUGUGUAUGCAUUUUUCGAGGGCAGCAGGAGGUCUCUGCCACGGAUUGUGUGUGUGUGUAUAUAUGUGACUGUCAAACGUGUUGCCACUGCUCUAUUGGGUCUCAUUACAAACCGCAGUAAGCCUCUUAACUGGGGAAAAGAGGAAGACAAAUCGCUUAUCUUCUUCAUUACCCCCCUUCUCCUCCCUCAUUUCAUGUGUAUUUAUGAUAGCCCUCUCAUCCCUGGCUUGUGUGUCCUGAUCCAGACCAGUUUAUUCUGGGUUCACCGGCCAGGAAGUCUGUUUUAUUAUGAGUAAAGAAUGCUGGAAUUAUAUAAUUCCCAGCCGAGCAGAUCGGGAAGCAUGUUUGCUGCUGACCGUGCACUGGAGCAUCAAUGUUUGUUUCCGGAACAAGAAGGUGUUAGUGUACUGUAACUGAUCAAAAGGUUGGAAGUGUGAAUCUACAUCUCGUGUCGUAAAAAAAAGGAAUGAAAAAAAUACUUGAAUUUUUUUCCUCCAGUAUGAACGUUUACUUAAAACAUUGGCAUUAUUUUUAAAAGUUGUGAAAUAUGUUUGUGUUGUUAAAAAAGAGGCAGUGCAGAAACAAUGUAUUUAUUUGAUCCUCGGUUCAAUUCUUUCUGACAGUCAAGUAAAUGCUUAUUACUUGUAUAAUAUUGUGUGUGUGUUUUGGGGGGUUUGGUUGCAUAAAGGGGGUUAACAUGUAGCUAUUAUUAACUGUUUCAUGUCGUCCCGCAAUUGUCUACAUAAAGAGGAUCUCUUUUUUUCUUACUUAAAGCACUUGUGAAUGAGCUUCCUUCAUCAGGAAGUGAGAGUCUUGGACUAACCGGCUGAGCUCAAUGUGUGGUUAGCAUAACAAGACCACAUUCCUCUUUGAUCUCUCAGACUUUAUAUAUUAACAUCGCCUCCGGCUACGCUUUAUUCCCAGGAUCUCUGGUGUUUCACUGACUGCUGUUCUGGACAUCAUUGCGUUGUCUGUGUUAUGUUUUCAUUGGGCAGCUGUGUGGCCUGUUUAAUACAAAGAAUAGAAUAGAAUGUUUUCAGAUUGUAAUGUUGUUUGUGUGUGUAUCUGUGUGCAUAGGAGAGACAGUGUGUGUGUCUGGAUAGAGCCUGCAUUCUGAGAACCAUACUGAUCAAGACCGAAAAAAGGGUCAAGUUUUUGCUCUAAUAUUUCUACUGUAACUUUAAAAUGCCUCGUUUUAUGCACUGUGCCUCAAUUGCUGUAUUCUCUGUUUCCUGUUACUUUUUUUAGUUUUUUCUCUGAAGUUCUGCUGUUGUAUUUCUCGGUUGGUUCCUUGGGGCAUGCCGUUCUAAUCUAAGAAUGUUUAGUUCUGUUUUUCAGAUAACAAUAUGCUUGUAUUGUAUACUGUAGUGAUCAUUGUUUGGGAUAUACUGUUGGGCUUUAAUGAUGUACAAUAUUUUUUAAAGCGAUACUGUUGCCCAAUGAAGCAACUCUGUAAAUGAAAAAUACCUUUCUUAAAACAUCCUGCUUCUGGUUUUCUGAGAGAACUAUCUACACAAAUUAAAUUAAACCUUACCCGAAUCCAU